Molecule: messenger RNA, 1150 nt
Organism: Medioppia subpectinata
Lineage: Eukaryota; Metazoa; Arthropoda; Arachnida; Sarcoptiformes; Oppiidae
Source: the annotation of a GenBank genome assembly
UUUAUAUGUUUACACAACUAUAUCGUAACAACUAUACGAUAUAAAGAAUACACAUUUCGCUGUAAAUACAAUAAUUUCUUGUUUAAAAAACAUACUUCCCAUGAAUUAAUGGGCGGAUUCCGGGUUUCACAUUCACAUGGAAGUGGAGAGCAAUCAAUUGAUUAAUACUUCGGAUUCGCACCAAAAUGAUGGCCACCGAAGAAUUUAUAAAAGACGAUGGAUUGUCUUAAUUAUUGUCUCAUUAAUUAAUAUUUGCAAUUCUGGGGUAUGGAUAUCAUUAGCACCCGUAGCCGAUAGGGCGGCCCAAUUCUAUGGGACCAAUUCAGACGGCAUCGAUCUCUUUUCGUCCAUAUUCUUCAUGUCUACGAUUGCCAUCGGAUUUAUAACCAUUUGGAUUGUGGACAGGAAUGGCCUAAUGCUCGGUAUAUAUUUGGGAGCAAUUUUGAACGCAUUUGGUAUAACUUUAAGGACUUUAAGUAGUGCUGAAUUUGUUGUGAAUUCGUUGUCUCUUUCGCUACGAAUGCAGUAUAUAAUAGCAAUUGUGGGCCAAAUGAUUGCCGGUUUAGGUCAGCCUUUCGUGUUGUUUAGUCCCACAAAAGUGGCUGAACUCUGGUUCCCAACAAACCAAAGAGCUUUGGCCACAACUAUCACCGGAAUGUCUAAUCCGAUGGGAAUUGUUUUGGGAACUAUUAGUUCGCCAAUAAUUGUCACCGAUUUUUCCAAAAUUCCAACCUUGAGCAUAUUCUGGUGCAUACCAUCGGUGGUCACACUCUUAAUGACCAUUGCAUUUGUCAGGUCCUCCAAACCCCCCACACCUCCCAGUAAUAGCGCAGAAGUGAUUAACUCAACGCCUUAUUUCACGGCAAUCAAAGAGUUAUUAAAACUAAAAGCAUAUCUAAUGCUAUUGUUAUACAUGGGAUGUGCUGUCGGAAUGUUCUCCGCUUUCAUUACACUUAUUGAACAAAUACUUCGGAGCAAACGAUAUGACGAUUCCUUCUCCAGUGUUUGCAUUGCAAUAAUGAUUAGUUCGGGUCUUAUGGGCGCCGCUUCUGUCAGUUAUGUGGUCGACAAGAAUAAGAGAUACACGACAGCAAUGAAACUAUCCAUUGCUUUGGCAACUCUUUCAAUCAUUGGAUUAUUAGUAUCACUU